Molecule: messenger RNA, 414 nt
Organism: Haemonchus placei
Lineage: Eukaryota; Metazoa; Nematoda; Chromadorea; Rhabditida; Trichostrongylidae
Source: the annotation of a GenBank genome assembly
CUCGCAAUCUGCGUUGGUUCAACGGCGGGAUCCGAGAAUGGCGUGUUGUGGUUCGUCAUUAUCUCUAUAAUUGCUACCGUACUUUUGGCGCUCGGCCUACAAGACUCCCUGAUGGAGAGCAUCACAAAUGGCAGUGUGCCAUGGAAUAUCGUUGAACUUACCUACUCGUUUAUUUUUGCGGUACUGAGCGUUAUAUGUGUAUGGCUGUCAUUCGGCUUCGCCAAUCGGCAUCUUGGUGGAACGUCAGCAGGCUACAUUGCAUCUGGAUUGUUCUCGAUCGUACACGCUUCACUCUACUCCAUUCCGUGUGCGAUCAUCUACGACUCUGUACAUAAUAACGGCCUGGAACCGAGCCCUGUUAAUAAUAUUCAAAGCGCACAUCCGUUCCGUGAUGCUCCUUAUCAAGAUCUUUGA